GAUAUAACGCUCUUAUUAAAACAGCCCACGUCGCCCGAGUCCCUCGCCGUCCAUAUCCCUCCACAUCCUCUCCACCCCGCACUCGCUCCCCUCACCAACCUCCCCCGCGCGUCGCCGCCACUCGCGAGGGUCUACACCCGCCGCCGCUCCGCCGCCGAUCCCCCGCCGGUCCCGUCUCCGCCCGAUCGGUCUCGCGAGGAGGAGCUGAGGUGAACAUGGAAUCGGCCGCAGCGACAGCGUUCCGGUCGUCGACGGUCGGCGCGUUGAGGCCGUCGCCGUGCGCGUCUAGAUCGGCCGUCUUGGCGGCCGACGGGCCUGGCUUCGUGCGGUUCGGCGCCGGACUGCCUGCCCCGUCGAAGCAUUACACUUCUAGUCUUCGCUCAAGGGCAGGUCAUAGGAGAGUGGCGGUGGGAAGCAGGAGAUGUAUGGUUAGAGCGUCCGCUUCUUUUGAAUCGGCAGGUUCUAGUGCUCCUAUUGCACCGCUUAAGCUGGAAUCACCCAUUGGGCAGUUUCUAUCGGAGAUCUUAGUGAGCCAUCCACAUCUUGUGCCUGCUGCAGUUGAGCAGCAGCUUGAACAGCUCCAGACCGACCGUGAUGCUGAGACAAAAAAGGAAGAACCUAAUGCUUCUGGUACAGAGCUGGUUUUGUACAGGAGAAUUGCUGAGGUAAAGGCUAACGAAAGGAGAAAGGCUCUGGAAGAGAUUUUGUAUGCAUUGGUGGUGCAAAAAUUCAUGGAUGCAAAUGUAUCCCUGAUUCCAUCCAUAAAUACUUCUUCAGAACCUUCAGGUCGAGUUGAUGGUUGGCCUAUUCAAGAAGAGAUGCUUGAGCAGCUUCACUCUCCCGAAGCCUAUGAGAUGAUCCAAAAUCAUCUGGCUCUCAUUUUGGGGAAUCGCAUGGGUGAUAAUAAUUCCGUUGCCCAGAUAAGCAAACUCAGGGUUGGACAAGUCUAUGCAGCGUCAGUGAUGUAUGGGUAUUUCCUCAAGCGGGUUGACCAGAGAUUUCAGCUUGAGAAAACAAUGAAAAUUCUCCCUAGUGCGUCCGAUGAUGAUGAGGUUAAUAAUGUUCAGCAAGUUGUUGGAGAAGACAGAAAGCCAGACACUGGAGAUGAUACUUUCCAGACGGUGCAGUCCCAUCCUGAAGUUUCAUCGUGGUCUGGCGGCGUAAGCCCUGGGGGUUUUGGUAGUGGAAUAAAACCCUCCAGGUUGCGCACCUAUGUGAUGUCUUUUGAUGGAGAGACACUUCAAAGAUAUGCAACAAUUAGAUCAAAAGAAGCUGUGAGCAUCAUUGAAAAGCACACAGAGGCCUUGUUUGGAAGACCCGAGAUUGUUAUAACACCUGAGGGUACAGUAGAUUCUUCGAGGGAUGAGCAUAUCAAGAUCAGCUUUGGUGGUUUGAAGAGACUUGUCCUGGAAGCUGUAACUUUUGGUUCUUUCCUUUGGGAUGUUGAGAGCUUUGUUGAUUCUAGAUAUCAUUUUGUGAUGAAUUGAAGCAUGUUUGCUGGCGAUUGUGCUAGGCCAAAGCCGAUGAGGUUGCCCAACUGGCUAUCUUGGACAAAAGAGUGCAACACAUCGGUGGUAGAUCUGGCUUUAGCUUCUGCUACUUGUCUGUACAUAUGCAUGGGACUGUUCUUGCUAAGGAGGGAGGAGAGUCAAAUUUGGUACUAAUGCAAUCACUCAUCUGGUCGUCUCUUUGGAAACUACCUUCUCCUUUGACCCUCAAAUAUGUUAUAGGAAAUGGUCUUCAUAUGCAUCUUAAGUUGAUGAUCAAUUAUUUUGCUGGUGAUUGAGAAGCCAAAGAAAUUCGAAGUCCAGGGGGAAAAAUCAAUGUCCACUUCUGAUAGCUUAGGAGGAGAAUAACUUGCACAUUUGUGAUGACUUUGUCGUUGAAAUAAACUUGCUGAGUAUUAAUUAACCAGCAAUUCCAUAGGUAUGUCCAGUUUAUCUAUAAAUUUGGUUGAGCAGUGUGAUGAGAUGACAUGUGUUGGAGUGUUAGUUUUUAGGCCAAAGCAGGUAUAAGCUGCAUUGAAGGCUCCACAUGGUACUUGAAGGAUAUGCAAAAGUUAUUGUCUACUAAACUUUGCAAAGAUGGUAUCUACCCCCUUGUUUUUGUCGUUGUUUA
Molecule: messenger RNA, 2118 nt
Organism: Eucalyptus grandis
Lineage: Eukaryota; Viridiplantae; Streptophyta; Magnoliopsida; Myrtales; Myrtaceae
Product: UV-B-induced protein At3g17800, chloroplastic
Exons: 4
Coding region: 216-1487 (423 amino acids)
Source: RefSeq, a predicted model, not a curated record